Molecule: messenger RNA, 1378 nt
Organism: Cadophora gregata
Lineage: Eukaryota; Fungi; Ascomycota; Leotiomycetes; Helotiales; Ploettnerulaceae
Gene: NRK1
Product: ribosylnicotinamide kinase
Exons: 3
Coding region: 68-955 (295 amino acids)
Cellular component (GO): cytoplasm
Source: RefSeq, a predicted model, not a curated record
CUCAACCUUUCUCUAUCAACUUCCAGUCCCUGCCACCUAUGCCCUCGGAGCAUAUCAACUGUCAGUAAUGACGACUCCUCGUAAGGCUGUUGUGGUCGGCAUAAGUGGAUGCUCAUCCAGCGGCAAGACGACUCUUGCUCGGCUUCUACGAGAUAUAUUCCCCAACAGCUUCGUGCUUCAUGAGGAUGACUUUUAUAAGGCUGAGACUGAAUUACCUACCAAACAUGGCCUUCUAGAUUGGGACUGCGUCGAAGCACUUUCCAUACCAGACAUGGUCAAAUCCCUCGAGCACAUCCAUGCCGAAGGCACAUUCCCAGUCAGUCCAAGCAGCCUCAACCAUCGCAGUGAGCACGGCUGUCUCCCUAAACCAAGCCCCAAAAACGAAAUCCACCAAAAGAAACACAGACUCACCAUCUCACAGCCCACCCUUGAUUCCAAAGAAGACCAGAACUCUGUUGGCGCAUGCCCCGUCUCAGAAGACACAAUCGCUGCUCUCAAAGCUCGCGUCAAAACUUGGGCCGAGCCUGGUCAUCCCGGCCACAGUAUAUUAUCUGAUUCGGAGACUGCAAUCCGCCUAUGUGUCUUCGACGGUUUCCUGCUGUACUCUAAACCACUAGCUCCGAUCCAGCCACAGAUGGAUAUCAAGCUAUUCUUGCGAGUGAGCUAUGCAAAGGCUAAGGCGAGACGAGAAGCCAGGAGCGGAUAUGUCACACUUGAGGGAUUCUGGGAAGAUCCGCCGGGAUAUGUGGAUAAGAUUGUUUGGCCGAAUUAUGUGGAGGAUCACGAGUGGAUGUUUGAGGGUGGGAAUGUGGAGGGGAAGUUGAAGGACGAUGUGGUGAAGGAGACGGGUAUUCUAAGUCAAGAAGGUGAAGUUGAUAAAGAUAUGGAGACGACUUUGAAAUGGGCGGUUGACAUGUUGAUGGAGAAGCUGCCUCUGUUUGCUAGAGGCACGUGAGGAAGGGUAGAGUGAGCCUCUCAUCGGUUCGAUUCUCGUCAUGAUUGAAAGAUUCGAUAUUACUAAAGCAACUGAGGUCAGAUUAUGCCAUAUUUGAUACUAGGGUACGCCACGGAAGCAUGAAUUUCGCUUUCUACCUGUCCUUCAGACUGUCGACGGGUCACAUGCUGCAGCUCAUUUUCAGACCCGAUGGGCAGCUCCAUGUUUUCUUUUGAACGAAAGAGGUAGAGUAUUCAAACAGUCGCAGAUUAUACGGUCAGAUCUUUCCAACCUAUAUCUCACGAGGUUGUGUUAUCUAAUCAUGGUCAUUAAUCUCCAAGGAAAUGAUUCUUUCCAUCCAGAACAGGGUCAGAACUCAAUACGGUCCGAAAUUCAGUACAAGAACAAAGAUUUUGUCAGGUGACGAUACUGUAAAUUAUUAUU